AUGGCUUCAAAGAACUCCGCCUCUCUAGCUCUUUUCUUUGCACUCAACAUCCUCUUUUUCACCUUAACCGCUGCAACAAAUUGUGGCUGCAGCCCAAGUCCUAAGCCGAAGCCGAGCCCAAGUCCUAAGCCUAAGCCGGUCCCAAGUCCUAAGCCACCCAUGCAUGUCCCAACUCCAUCGGUCCCAACUCCGUCGGUCCCAAGUCCUAACCCUACGCCGGCAACACCUCCGAGCACCCCUGGCUCAUCCGGAAACUGUCCCAUAGAUGUCCUCAAGCUCGGUGUAUGUGGAAAUGUCCUAAGCGGCCUACUCAACAUACAGUUAGGUCAGCCAUCAUCUCAACAAUGUUGCUCGUUAGUCCAAGGUUUGGCUGAUCUUGAGGCUGCGGUUUGUCUCUGCACUGCUCUUAGGGCUAACGUUCUCGGAAUAAACCUUAACGUUCCGAUAUCUCUCAGCGUUCUUCUCAACAAGUGUAACAAGCAGGUUCCAUCUGGUUUCGAAUGCACUUGA
This is a messenger RNA of Thlaspi arvense, 510 nucleotides long. NCBI's taxonomy places the organism in Eukaryota, Viridiplantae, Streptophyta, Magnoliopsida, Brassicales, Brassicaceae. The record is from the annotation of a GenBank genome assembly.